Molecule: messenger RNA, 5874 nt
Organism: Pelobates cultripes (western spadefoot toad)
Lineage: Eukaryota; Metazoa; Chordata; Amphibia; Anura; Pelobatidae
Source: the annotation of a GenBank genome assembly
UUUUAACCGUUGCUCCUGCUUCUUUAUCUGAGUCUGUCUCGGAAAUCUCUCCGUCCGAGAAGAUAUUUCAUCUCCACGCUCAAGCUACUGGUGCGUGUCUAAACACACUUCACUCUUGCCGUAAAGAUCACGUACUGUAAAAUACAUCAUGGCUGACCGAUCCAACUUUUAUAUGUUUAUUUUUUCUACUUGGUGCUAGGGGCAGCACUCUUCAUGUAAACUCCAAAGCAUGUAACAUGUCCAUCCAGGAAAACAUGACCAAAUUAGAACCACAACCAGGUGGCAGUUAUGGCAAUGUGUUCACUAUAGAUAUUUCUAUCAGCUUCUCGUGACUUGUUGCACAUUACCCUUUAUACUAUAGGCAUCAAAACCAUUAACUUAAUGAGUUUUGGUGUAUAGAUCAUACCACUGCAGUCUCACUGCUCAAUUCUCUGCCGUGUAGGAGUUAAAUCACGGUUUAUACAACUGUAGGCAUGUAUUAUGCCCAUACUUCCUGUAAAAAGAUGUUUACUUUUUACUGCAAAUUCUGGCUUAACUUAGAAUGUCUCUCCUGCACUGCAUAUAGCUUGCUAAAGCCUCCUGUGUUAAGUUCAAGUUACAAACCACGCUCAAGCUACAUUAGUGGCUAAAAAAGUAGCUUAAUAAAGCAGUUUGGUAGAGAUCAUUCCUUUGCAGUCUCACUGCUCAAUUUUCCAUUUAGGAGUUAUAAUGCUUUGUUUAUGCAGCCCUAAUCACGCCUCCCUACAUGUGCCUUGCUAAAGACUUCCUGUAAAGUGUCAUCUAAUAUUUACACUUUAUUGCAAAUUCUGUUAAACUUGGAAUUUAUCUUCUACUCUAUUGGCUUGCUAGACCUUGGAGUGAUUAAAGUUCUCCUUACAGAGCAGGUGAUAAAAACUUUUUUAAAGUUGCACCUGACAACAUGAAAUCACUUUGUUUUAACCCCCUUAAGGACACAACUUCUGGAAUAAAAGGGCAUCAUGACAAAUAUUUCCAUCAUGUGUCAUUAAGGGGUUAAUGCAGGCUGUCAGUCACGAUCAAGUGAUUUAACUCCUAAAUGACAGAAUUGAGCAGUGAGACUGCAGAGCCAUGUUCUAUACACCAAACUUCUGCUUCAUUAAGCUAAAGUUGUUUUGGUGACUAUAGUGUCCCUUAAAGACCAAACUUCUGGAAUAAAAGGGAAUCAUGAAGUCAUGUGUCCUUAAGGGGUUAAACUACAACAAAGACUUGAGCACAUUAGACAUCAACACACUCCAGAUUUCUGUAACUUAGUAUAUUAAGUAUUAGUCUUGUAAGCUUUAUCUAGAGUCCAGUGGACCAGAAUAGACUGCUUUUUUUUGGUCUGCAGUAUGCACUGCUAGAGCAACACUAAAUCCUGGAAUCCACAGUUGAUUAAUGAACAGUGUUAAACGCCAAACCCCUAAAGUAUAUUAGUUUGCUGAAGUGUGUUGUGGAAAUAGUCUGCCUCCACCUGGACAAAAGAACUUUAACUUUAUCUAAAUAAACCUUGCUUCACCCCUUGGCUGUCAGACAUCUGGCCAUCUUAUUUCAUGGUUGGCUCAGUGAAGCUAAACUCAAGAGGCAGCAAUUGCUCAAAGCACCUGCCUUGACAAUAUCAUUGGGAUGUCUAACUUGACAACCAGUCUGGGCAGGUCUAAAAUGGGAGGCGUGGAAAGCUGUUAAAGGGACACCGUAGGCACCCAGACCACUUCAGCUAAUUGAAGUGGUCUGGGUGCUGUGUUCCUUUUACACUUGGUAUAAAACUGCAAUGUUAACAUUGCAGCUCUAAGUCCUAGAUGGCUUCCUGGUUUGAAACAGAUCUCUGGUCCAGUAUCUGACGCUGAAUGUCCUCACGCUGUGCAUGAGGACAUCCAGUGUCAACUUAUUUUUAUUUUGAUUCCAUACUUUCUUAUAGGGGGUGUAAUACUUGGUUGUCAGAGGGGGUAGCUUUGUCUCAACACCAACGUAAAGGUUUUUAACCUCUUAUUUACUGGAGAGCAAAGGUGCCAGGAAUACAGCUCUUAAGCAAAGUGCUCACUCCCACUACUGUGGCAGCAGCUAGAGUAUAGAUACAUGUUAAGCACUUAGAACAAAAGUAUAAUUUUGGAUUUAGUUAUCUUUGCUUUCUGGGCAGUGGAGUGUUGCUUCAAUAAAUAGUUGGGCAGCACAAUGCCCCCGCCAGAACAUCCCAGUCACUACUAAAUACUGAUUUGCCAGGACAGCCAUCUAAGUGACUUCUCCUUGCCCCAAUACAGACGGAGCUGGAAGCUCUGAUUCCCUCAGCCAAUGUGCAAGCCCUGCAGGGAUACCUGGCUCUGUGGAGGCAAGGACUCAAACCUUUCUAAAAUGGCUUACAAAGUGGUAAAGGGUAUUCCUGCACCUUAACCACUGUAAUGUGACUUAAUGACCAUUGUCCUUGGGGUGUUCCGUUACUUACUGCAGAAGACAGGAGUGCAAAAUACAUGUUAUAGGGUCAUGUUAAAUUAAUGGGAUAUUCUGCCUUCUGCAAAGUCAGGUGUUAAAAAUGGCUGUCUAGUCAUGCUCAUUACUCUGAAACAUGCAUUGUUGAUGGUAGUGAUCCAACCAGUCAACUCAAACGUUCGAACCAGGCAUUUGUAUAAAAUCUAUGUUCUCCAGACAGUAUAAUAUCACAUGAACCUUCUCUGAAAUUAUCUCUCUUCUGUCAUGUUUAGCUACUGAAAUCUCUCCUGGCUGACCUGUUUGGAAACCCUGUAGUGUUAUCUAAACUGAAAUCUAGAUAUUGCAACACAAUGACUAAAGUUGACCUUUUCUAAUUAGACUUCCAUCUGAGGGGUGGCAUUUUCUUUCACAUGGUAUUGUACAUAGGAGUCUAUAGUGACUGGAAAUGGCAAUACUCAUGAUGCAUUAAUUUUCUCCAUGCCUCCCUCAUACAAUCUGUCAAUAUCCCGUCACUCGGUAGAGGACUCUUUAAAAAUCACUCAAUAGAUCUAGGUUGGAUUGAUGUGGUGCAGAACUCCACUUAUGGUUCACUUUAACAUCUUGUCCAGUUUACCAGAUCUACUACUAAAGAUGCAUCAAGAGAUCUCUGCUGCUGUCCACUUUCUUCUUGAGAUUCUGCAUCAGAAGAACCGAUGGACUCCUCUCCAGCUAGAAGUCCUGGGAUCAAGCCUGUUGUGUAAUCUUAGUGAGCGAUACAAUGGACACUGGUACCCAGAGCAUCCCAGCAGAGGUCAAGCAUACAGGUGAAUAGACGGCAUCAUGCUAAAAAUCUCACUAGUAAUCUGGCCUUGACAUGAAGGUAGAACACCUAUAGUGACCAAACGGCUGUACUGUGGCUAUUCUCCUGGGUGGGAUCUCUGUUCCUGAAUAAACUUUUCAGUAUCUACACUUCCUGCAAACUGAACAAGAAUUUAAGUGUCUGUCUUAUAAUUAGAGGCAUUUCCAUAGACCAAAACUUGUUCAUGUUAGAUGCAAAGGGGUUUAUUUUUAAUUAAAUCCAGUAGUACAAGUGACUAAAGGCAUCCCUUUGGCACUUUAUUCAAAUGGAAAUGUCAGUUAAGCUAUAGGGAGAUUGUUGGCUUCCUACACCUCAGCACAGAGGGAGGACAGGCAGCCUCUUCUAAGCUAAGAAUGAACUCUUGGGCAGGUGAGCACCAUAAGUCUUGGUAAGUGUUAUUUUCCUAUACUCACAUCCAAAUUAAGAAGCCAAACUUGGAGUUGUGGGUUUGUGUAAUAUACAGGGCUGUCUAUAAUAUGAUUAGGACCCUGGGCAAUGCAUUUUCAUGGGCCCUGCCACUGCCUCACCCCCAAUUACAUCCAACCCACAAUCACACUGACAGACGUACUGGCGCGCGCACACACACACUCUAAAACAUUCACAGAUACAUACUGACAGUCACUACACACAAAUCUAUACUGACACACAGACAUACAUACAUUAACAGAUACUGACAUAUACACAGACAGACUUUAAAACAUUCACAGAUAUAUAUACUGACAUACAAAUAUAUCCUGGCAGACAUACUGACACAGACAUACAUAUACUGACUCACACACACUAAAACAUUCACAGAUACAUACUGACACACAUUUAGCCACCCUCCAGGUUCUUACCUUUUCCUGGAGGGUGGUUUCCCUGGUCCAGUGGCAGGCUGAGGCAGAUAGGAGUUCUCCUCUGGAACUCCCUUCCUCCUCCCGCACGGCCAUUAUCUCCGGUGAGGGGGAAGUGACAUCACUUCCUCCCAACCGGCUGCAGACCUGGAAGAGGGGCCCAGUCGCGCUGUUUAAGCGCCACAGCACCCGACCGGGCCCCUGCUGACACAUGCUCCCCGGGUGGCCCUUAGUGCAUGGGCCACCUGGGGAGCCUCCUCAGUGUGCGGGAGCCGCACCGUCCGGUCCAUAGGGGCUGCGCAAAUCGCGGGGCCCACAGAGCAGCUGCUCUGGGCCCGGGGCAGCUGCCCCGCAUUAAAGACGGCCCUGGUAAUAUAGUUUACAUGUAGCAGUUGACAACUGUCCAUGAUUAACCUUGCAUAAAGUUUAUUAAAGUCUGAAGCCUGAUUCUAAAAACAUUCUACCGUUGGAUCUACUGCUUCUAGUAAAGGUUUUUUCUUCUCCAGUAUUCAUGCCAACACUGCUUGCUUUCAUUGGCCUAUUGUAUAGCUAAUGCAUUUUCCAACAAAGAUGAAUCAACCACAUGGGUUGUAUUAUUAAAAGGAAAAACUUGUGCAAAAAAUCCUCAAACCGCAAAGCUGCAAUUGCCCAAUAUAUUAGCCUUAAUUCAUUUUGCCUGAAGAGAUGUCACUGAUCAGCAUUCAAAAUGCAUUUUCCUAUGCACAUUAAAGACACUCUCAUACACACAAACUUCUCCUUAAACAGGUGUAUCCGCAUUAAUGCCCAGCAAGCUGUGGAUGAGUCCCUCCUAAUGGCAUGUGAACACAGUGGAAUUGAAUACUCAAAGCUUGGUCUUCCGGAGGAACUGACUAUCUGGGUUGAUCCAUAUGAAGUCUGUGGAAGGUGAGUUUCUAGGAAUUUGUCAGUGAAUGUCAAUUGCACUACACAAGUCUCUACCCCUGGCACCUAAGCAAACUUAAGUGUCUGUUUUUAGAAUAAAACUUGCUUCUACUAUAGACUGCCCAUAAAAAGUACAUCUGAUGGCAAAAUGCAUCAUAAGAUUCUCCUAGGGAAUCCACUUGUGUUGAACACCUGGUCAACUUAACUGGCUGUGUAUUUCUUAGGUACAGGGAAAACUCAAAGUACUUCACCAUAGCCAUGUUUUCUAAGGAAAUCGUAGAAUUGGCGGCACCAUCUCCCACUGAAAACGAAACAUCCGACUACUCAUCAGGCAGUGUCUCCUCUGAGCCUUCAUCAGAGGAUGAGUUAAUUGUUGAAGAUACAGAUGUAAAAGAUUCAAAUUAUGAAGAUGCUGAGUCAACAGACCCUGAACCUUCAGAUUCCAAUCUGAUCCAGAAUGCUGAGGAAAUGCCUGUUCAGACGGAGACUGGUUUGAUGGGCGAUACUUGGCAAUCCACAGUCUGGUCAUGUGAUGAAUCUCUAAUAGAAGGUUCAAGGUUCAUGUCUUCAUGGAAGGACAAUGCAGAAUUACAAGGAAUCUCUUCUGCCUCCUUGGACAGCCUUGGCAUGUAGGAGACCCAAUGCCCUAAUCUGGACUGUCAAACCAGACUUGGUCAUAUAAAACACUGUUGCACUUCUUAGUUCUAAUUGCUAAUGUCAACCCUUGAGUCAUAUACAUUGGCACUACUCACUGGAAAGGCCAGGUAUGUGGUUGGAUUUUCUGAAGUUAAUAUAUUGGCUUGAAAGUUCACAUACUAAACCAAUGUAAGGAGCAAACUUUUUUUUAACAAAGUAGAGUUCCAGGGUGGUAAGCUUUGAUUGCAG